AACGCCGCCCGCGUUGCGCCAUUUUGAAAGUGUAAAGCUGGAGGAGGCAGAGAGAGGCGAGGGAAAGCUCAAAGUAGAGUGCAAAGUCUACAAAACCAGCCCCGAGGACUGCAGCUGACUUUACCACCACUGAAAAAUUGUUCCGCGGCGUCUGGAGCAGCGCAGACUGAGAACUUCGGCGCACCGUGUCCGGAGUUUGGAGCAGCACUCCCCGCCUCAUUCCUCCACUGUUCCUCGGUCAGAACCUCCCAGCCGACCCGGGUCAGCUCCGCUCCAGUCCGGGCCCCAGCCCGCUACACACAUCCCUGUCUGAGCCGCUCACCAUGGCAGGCUCCGGAGGUGGGAGCGGUGACAUGCAGUGGUGCUUCUCCCAAGUGAAAGGGGCGAUAGACGACGAUGUCGCUGAAGCGGACAUCAUAUCUACUGUUGAGUUCAAUCACUCUGGGGAGCUUCUCGCCACCGGGGAUAAGGGAGGCCGUGUUGUCAUUUUUCAGCAGGAGCCAGAGAGUAAGAGUCAGCCUCUGUGCCGAGGCGAGUACAAUGUUUACAGCACCUUCCAGAGUCACGAGCCGGAGUUUGACUACCUAAAAAGUCUGGAGAUCGAGGAGAAGAUCAACAAGAUACGGUGGCUGCCUCAGAAGAACGCGGCACAUUUCCUUUUGUCUACAAACGACAAAACAAUAAAGUUAUGGAAAAUAAGCGAGCGUGACAAGAGACCAGAAGGUUAUAAUUUAAAAGAAGAGGACGGACGAUACAGAGAUCCAAAUUCAGUCACAUCAUUACGGGUACCAGUACUCAUGCCCAUGGACUUGAUGGUGGAAGCCAGCCCUCGGCGCGUGUUUGCGAAUGCUCAUACCUACCACAUCAACUCCAUCUCCGUCAACAGCGACCACGAGACGUACCUGUCUGCAGAUGACCUGCGCAUUAACCUCUGGCAUCUGGAGAUCACGGAUCGCAGCUUCAACAUUGUUGACAUUAAACCAGCCAACAUGGAGGAGUUGACAGAGGUGAUAACGGCUGCCGAGUUCCACCCGAACCAGUGCAACACUUUUGUGUACAGCAGCAGCAAGGGCACCAUCCGUUUGUGCGACAUGAGAGCGUCGGCGCUGUGCGACCAGCACGCCAAAUUGUUUGAAGAGCCAGAGGAUCCAAACAAUCGUUCGUUCUUCUCUGAAAUCAUCUCAUCCAUUUCUGACGUGAAGUUCAGCCACAGCGGGCGCUACAUGAUGACCCGCGACUACUUGUCCGUCAAGAUUUGGGAUCUCAACAUGGAGACUCGACCGGUGGAGACGUAUCAGGUGCAUGAAUAUCUCAGGAGUAAAUUGUGUUCGCUUUAUGAGAACGACUGCAUUUUCGACAAGUUUGAGUGCUGCUGGAACGGGAACGACAGCGUCGUGAUGACCGGCUCCUACAACAACUUCUUCAGGAUGUUCGACCGGGGCUACCGGCAGGACGUCACCCUGGAGGCGUCGCGGGAGAACAGCAAGCCGCGCUCGGUCCUGAAGCCUCGCAAAGUAAGCACGGGUGGGAAGCGCAAAAAGGACGAGAUCAGUGUAGACAGUUUGGACUUUAACAAGAAGAUCCUCCACACCGCCUGGCACCCUCUGGACAACAUCAUCGCUGUGGCCACCACCAACAAUCUGUACAUCUUUCAGGAAAAUCUUAACUAGAGUCUGCUGAAGCGCUCAGUGUGGUUCAGCCCCAACUGCUCUGAUAUUAAAGCUGUCUGUUUUUUUAAGGAGUUCUUGAGGGAGUCUGCUCUCAGUUGGGGGAAACGGAACAUCCAGACAGACGGCCGUGAGACGGUUUUCUGUCUUCUGUAUUUCAGGGUUUUUCAGAUCUGAGUUUAGUCUCAGUGGCUUCCUGUUUUAAACCGAGCGACAUUAAAGCUCCACUACAUCCCCAACCCGAAGGGAAAGUGUGUUUCACACACACAUCUGGCUCCGUUUUUAUUUUGUGCCAUCUUGAUUGGUUCGUUUGUCAUAGAUACCAUUUGUCAGACUGAGUAGAAACCACAUUUCACAAGUUCGAAUAGGAAAUUCUUCUCUUUUUUUUUUUGUCUUCCACUCCGUUCUUUUUUUAUACUGGCCUGAAAUGACACUGCAAACACACACACACACACACGCACACUCCAUGUUCACCUAAUAUUUGUCAAGUUGCCAACUUCAUGUGUCUGUUCUUUGCUCUCGUUCAGUUCGGUUCUGUGGUUUUCAGGAUCAAUUCGCUAAACUCACAGAAAACAAUUGGCUUCACUCACAUCGCUGCUAACCUUUCUCCACACUAUAGGCGCAUCUCCAAAACACAAUAUUCUCGAAAAAGAUCAUUGUUUUCUCAGUUAUACCAGAGAGUUUUAAGGUUUUUAUUUUUUUUUAUAUUGUAAUUUUGGCCUCUAAAACGGGUAAAAACAUCAAAUACUGAAUAUUUUGGUUUUCAAGACAACAAUUAUAAAGAUGAUACUGAAAAGGCUCUAUAAAUAAAUCUAAAAUAUUAAGGUUUAAAUUUGAAGUGAAAUUAUAAUGUGAAUGAACUUUAUUUAAUUUUUUGAGAUGCACCGGUAUUCGCAUGUUUUUAACCUUAACGCCGACGCUUUUUUAUGACUUUGGGCUUUGGUUUUGUCAAAGUAAUAAAGCUGUGCGACACUUGCAAAGCUCAUCAUUUUAGUGUUUAAUUUUAAGAAGCACUGACGUGUUAAACAGUCCGUGUCGUUUUACACCUCGUAUUACGACUUUUUUCAAGAUUGUGAACGAAGCCAUUUUAUUUAGAUUUAUUUACAAGUCAAUAUUUUCUAAAAUAUCAAAUAUUCUAUAUUUUGUUGAAGUUUUUUUUUUAUGGAAAUCUUAAAUUAUUACUUCUGCAAUUUGUUUCAGAGGGUGAGGAAGUUAGCUAAAAUCUUAAUUUAAAUUUUUUUUGAAUGCUAUGCGUCUACUUGGUUUCUGAAGUGAGUGAAACAGUUCCAGCUUUGAGAUCCUUGAUUCCUCUAUCCCAAAUCUUUUUUUUUUUUUUUUUUUUUUUCAAAUUGUGUUUUGAAAUAGCUACAUUUUGGGGGGAAAUAUGGUAGUAAUGUGCAAGUAAGUUCUAGUUACUGGUGAGAGACAAUAAAAACCAAGAGUUCAGUCCUUGUAAUAUUGAUCAAACACACAUUCGUCAGGUAUUUGUGGUUCUUUGGGAGUUUAAUGGCGGGUAAUCAUGCCAAAGUAACCAGUCCUAAACACUUGACGGGAUGUGCGUUCAAAGCCGUCUUGAGGUGCACAACAGUAAGAAGCUCAGGACUAAAGCGUCUGUAGGGAAGAGGAAAUGAUGGCUGCUGCAGCCGGAUUCUCGCUCGCUGUGUGGCCCUCGACACGUGCAGUGCUUCCUCCACGCAAAGCCUCUCGUGUCGAUCGCUUUACCCUUUGGCUGUUUUCUGUUCGUUUUGUUGUUUUUUUUAAUAUGAUGUUUUGUACUUUACAUGAUAAAAGAAGAAAGAUCACUAUAGCUGAUUUAUUUUUGUAUAAAUUAAGGCAAUAGGAUUACAGUCUGAUCACUGUAGUUUCUGUAGCUGUUGCUCUCAGACUGAUCAGGAGUGGAAGGUUGCUUGAGUGUCAAACUACGACUUUGGGACUUUUUUUUUUUUUUUUUUUUUUUUUUUUCCUGACAUUGAGACAGUGAAUCAUAUCUCAUGUGGGAUAUCCAAAGAAAAGUAUUUUCAACUGUGUCGAGAUGAGCACUGUAACUGUAAUAGCCUUCUUUUUAAUUUGACCGGUUGUAACACAUGACAUGCACAACUUAACGUACUCUGAUACAUCGGAAUAAGCCUGGUUUCUUUUGGAUACUUCUGUUUCUGUGCCAUAUUUUACGUUUUGGUUCGCUGUGAAUGAAUCUGUCCAUGUUGGACGGAUAUUUUAACCACCUUUAUGUUAUUAAAGUUGUCGAAUCCUCGUUCUCUGAGACGAGUCGAAGCAGAGCGAGUUUUGAGUUCUGGAAUGUUCUCUCCUGUGAUCCAUGUGUAGCUCUCCUGUACAGACUUAAAUAAGGAAAAACUACUUUGUUUUUUGUUUUGUUUUGUUUUUGUUUUUUUUAGAAGAUUGGCUGUAUUGACGCAUUUAUUACUGAUCAUGUCACACUUGAGGGAAAAACUUGGACUUUUUAUUUUUUUAAAGCUGAUUUCGAAGACUGACUGACUCAAGUGUCACUUUUUUUUUUUAAAUCACUUGCUAAUUGAAGGAGCAGACUCAUUUUAAAAUACAUUUGAACUGAUAUUGACUGAAAUUACUCCAAAAUAUAGAGAGAGUUUCAAUGUGAAAACAACUGAAUGCAUGCAUGUUUGUUUAGGAUUCACUGUAUUUCUUUUUUUUUUUUUUUCUUUUUCAUGAAAAAUUGUGGCUUGAUCACAGUUUCACCUUAAGAUUUAAAUUUUGUGAUUAAAGCUGGUUUAUUGACUGUGAGAUUCAACUCUUCGGCGCUAGAUCGCCACUCGUCCUGAAUUUAAAACUAGCAACGCUCUGGAAGUAAAAUAUUUUCCAAUAUUCAGUUUAGCCUGUUUAAAUUGCAUAUGGACAUUCAGGUUACUAUAGAAUAAACAUCAGGUGAACCGUUUGUUUUUCAGUUAAUUUUUUUAAACAGCUCUAUUAAACUUGAAUAAAAGUGAAACAAUGCACAGAUUUCUCCUGCUUUUUGAAGUCAAUGUAAUUACAAAUACACAUGACAAAACUCAUCCUUUACAUUUCGGAUAACAUGAGAAAAUCAGUUUGUGGUGCUGUAGUUAAAUACUGUGCUUUUCCAAGCACAAAAUAUUCUUUAUGGGUUUACACACAGAGACAGAAAAAUCACAUUUUCCCCUUAAAACCCAAGUCAUACUUUAUUUAGGGGAAAAUAUUGAAUUUAAUUGUAAUUUGAUUGCUUUUCUGAAUUUAUAUUCAAUUUAAAGCUACUUUCCAAAUCAAGUCAGACUACAUCAUUAAAAACAUUUUAUUUACAAUAAUUCUCUUUCAAACUAGUUGAUUUUGAAAUUCUAUUAUUCAAAUCCAGUUUGGCUAAUUAAAAUGGUUCUGGUCGCUCAUUUUUCAAGCUGGUCCCGUCCUGGGGUAAGAAAGUUUUAACUUCAUCUGGAAUAAGGGUUGUAAAGAACUGGCUUAAGAUACGAUUACUUUUUUUAUAAAUGAAAAAUGCUGCUGACUUUGCAGGAUGAGGAGUUUCAUAUAAAUAAUGAAAAAUCUUUGGUUGGUUACAGCUAAUCAUUCACUCUGACUCGUCUCAAAUCCAUCUUUGGAUUUUCCAUACGAUGCCACCAAAAUAGGUAUUCAUGUCCAAACUUCAGCUAUUGCUGCGUGUUUGUCUCUCAGGUCUUAUGUUAUAAUCUAUAAUUUCCCUCCCUUGUAAAAAUGACCUUUACUAACUGAUACAAAUCAGCGUGGCAGUCAAUAAUGUCACAUUUGUCUUUUCUUUUCUUUCCAGUCAAACAUUCAAACAAGCUCAAUUCAACAAGGAGAAACAUCCUUGUUCAACCAUUUUGUUAAAGGAAAAAUUUGCUCAGUGUAAAUGAUAAAACUGCACUUUGGCGAAAAUGUAUUAAGAUAUUUUUCAGAGAAAAAAAGGCUAACCAGUUAUCCCCUUCCUGUCUCAUACAGUAGCUACUGCACCAGACUGUAAACGGCCAACAUGAUCAGAGGAACCCUGCUGCCUUUCUUAUAGCGUGAAACAGAGAUGGGAUAAUCAAGUGUGUUUCUUGUUUGUGGUGUACCAGGCAGGAGACUGCUCAGGGGAAUUUACUGCUGCUCUGUGAUCAAAACCUUUUCAGGACUCAAGCAACAACUGCCUUAUUUACAGGAAGAUCGUAGUCUGUUUGAAAAACCUUCAAGUCUCAGUCAAGGCUUUUCAAUCUGAUCCAGUCUCCACAAACACAGAAUCUCAAAGAAUCAGAUUAAAAUGGAGUUAUAACCAAAAUGCACUUUUAUUUUUGUGAAUUGCAUUAAUUUGUAUGUUUUUUGUUUCUUUCAGUGAGCUCUUGAAUAAAGAUUGUAGCAGUUUUGUUGAGUUUGGGGGAGUCUAUGUUUGUGUCAAAUGGAAUAAAAUACAGUUUAGAUUAAAUGUAAUAAAGAAUUUUCAAUCUGAAUUCAUAUUGAAACUGUUUUAUUUUGUUUGGAUGGUACAUAAAACGGUCAGAUAUGUAUACUUUUGGCAAAUACAAGGUUUGAUAUUUUAAAUUUUUCUUGAAAGAGAAAAACUACUCUUUUUAUUACUAGUGGGGUGGAACAGUGGAUAACACUCAUGCCUCAUAGCAGGGAAAAAAACAGCUCGAGUUUAGGAAAUUUCUGUGCGUUUUGCGUGUUCUUCAUGUUCAUGCAUUGGUAUUCUCCAAAUACUAGAGUUUUGAGAUUAAUUUGAUGCUGCCGGCCAGGCUGCAUGUGCAUGAUGGUCUCUGUCCAGGAGGAACCCUGUCAUCUCAUAGACAGCUGGGAUCCAAUAACAUAUGUCUGCAGUGCCGUAAAGGAGUGAUAAUGUGUCUGACCGCACGAUAUCGAGUGGUCAUGUGAUGAUCUGAGAGAGUAUUGAGAAAACAAUUAGCCAUAAAUACAAACACAAAAGUAGAUUAUGUUAAUAUCGGUAGCUUAUGGUGCUCCAGCUGUGACCCUGUGGGUUUGCCUCUGGGGCAGUUACCAUUGACAUACAGAUGCUUAAUGUGUGGUUGAGUGUUUGGAAACAUUUCUGUCAUUUGCAGUAUGUUAAUAUAACGAUAGAUUUCUGAUAUAUUAUGGUGUCCUAAUAAGCAACAUGCAACAUUCUUGUGGCUCAAAAUCUCACUUUACCGUGAGAACAUGUUUGUUGGAGUCCCAGCUCAGAGCCUGUGCAUGUGUUGGUUCUUUCUUUAGACACUUCCUUCUGUAAUUUAAAGAGAUAAAUGUGAAGCUGCAAUUUGGUCUGUUUAAGUUGUCAGUGAGUGCGAUUGUGCAUCUGUGUGUUAUGAUGAAAAGCUUUUUAUACUAUUUAAUCCAGGUAGGCAGGCAGCUACACACAUUACCUGAGGGAAAUCAAGAUUCAUCAAUCAACAUUAAGUGCAUUUUUUGGACUGAGCAGAAAACCAGAAGGCAUUGUGAAAAAGUGAUGUUACAACAACUAUAUUGUACUAAUCUGCAAGUUGAGGAACUGGUGUUAAAAAAGUGUUUUCUGUACAAGUACAAAUUAUUCUUAUUCCAAGCUUUAGGGUAGAAUGGGGAAUAUCAAUUAAUUAAAUCCAAUAUAUGCUGUGGCCCACAAGGGCCAACGCUACAACACAGCAGCAAAAACCGGGGGACAAUAUUUUCUGACGGACUAUAUUGAUUUCAGAAGGGUUUCAUGAAAUUUAAGUAAAACGCUGAUUCUCGAUGGUUGUGAUUGUGGUUAUGUGUUUUUAGAAAUCUGUUUGUCACAUGUUGGAAUUGCCAUAGUUUUAUGUCUGUGCUCUCCCAUCCAUUGUUUUGUUUUCCUGUUCCAUUGUUGUUUCCGUCAGAAAAUAUUGUCCCCCAGAAAUAAAGCCUUCUGUGUUUGGGAUUUCGGUGAUGUGUUGGAUGAACAAUAUACAUUCAAAGAACGUUAACAAAAAGAGAAAUUUACAAAGGAUUAAUCUACUUUAUGAAAUAUGAAUGUAUCUGUAUUUUUUUAUUUUUUUUUUUUAUUUUUUGUUUUCAUUAAAAAAAAAAAGUUGUCAGAACGAUUUAUAGUUUGAGAAGAAGCCAAAUAAAUGUGU
Molecule: messenger RNA, 7702 nt
Organism: Salarias fasciatus (jewelled blenny)
Lineage: Eukaryota; Metazoa; Chordata; Actinopteri; Blenniiformes; Blenniidae
Gene: ppp2r2aa
Product: protein phosphatase 2, regulatory subunit B, alpha a
Exons: 10
Coding region: 324-1670 (448 amino acids)
Cellular component (GO): protein phosphatase type 2A complex
Molecular function (GO): protein phosphatase regulator activity; protein binding
Source: RefSeq, a predicted model, not a curated record